AUAAUCUUUCCUGUGGAAUUGCAGUUGAAAGAUGCUGAUGUUGCAAAGUCAGCCUGCUUUAACUUGCAGGAUGAGUAGUGAUUUUCCAACUGUGCAAAUGUGAUUUGGAGGACAGGAAAAAAUGUAUUUAGAACCAUGUGAUGCUUUUGGUAAAAUCUCUUAUAGUGACUGGAACUACACUUUUAAUAACAUGGACUGAGAUGUUUUUCUUCAGGCAAAGCUUUGAAUCCUGAACUAAUGGCAGAUAUUCUUUCUUCCUCCCUCGCUUCCCUUCUGCUAGCUAGCAUCUUGCAUCCAUCUUCAGAAGCAGAAAACAUCAAGAUAAAGACACAAAAAUGACUGAGUUCUGGCUGAUUUCUGCUCCUGGGGAAAAAACCUGUCAACAGACAUGGGAGAAACUACAUGCAGCAACUACAAAAAAUAACAAUCUUUCUACUAAUUCGAAGUUCAAUAUUCCAGAUUUGAAGGUUGGCACACUGGAUGUUUUGGUUGGUUUGUCAGAUGAGCUGGCUAAAUUGGAUGCAUUUGUGGAAAGUGUUGUAAAGAAAGUGGCCCAGUAUAUGGCUGAUGUUCUAGAGGACAGUAAAGAUAAAGUCCAGGAGAAUCUUCUGGCUAAUGGAGUUGACUUGGUCACCUAUAUAACAAGGUUCCAGUGGGAUAUGGCCAAAUACCCGAUCAAGCAGUCCUUGAAGAAUAUUUCAGAAAUUAUUGCAAAGGGAGUAAACCAAAUUGACAAUGAUCUAAAAGCAAGAGCCUCAGCAUACAAUAAUCUGAAAGGGAACCUUCAGAAUUUGGAAAGAAAGAAUGCGGGAAGCUUGCUAACCAGAAGCCUUGCUGAUAUUGUAAAGAAAGAGGACUUCGUACUCGAUUCAGAAUAUUUGGUCACGUUAUUAGUGAUUGUACCAAAGUCAAAUUAUAAUGACUGGGUUAAGCAAUACGAAACACUAGCAGAGAUGGUUGUACCACGUUCCAGCAAUGUACUCUUUGAGGAUCAAGAUAGUUACCUUUGUAACGUCACCUUGUUCAGGAAGGCAGUGGAUGACUUCAAGCAUAAAGCCAGAGAAUAUAAAUUUAUGGUCCGUGACUUCCAGUAUAAUGAAGAAGAGAUGAAAGCAGAUAAAGAAGAAAUGAAUAGACUGUCAACUGACAAGAAGAAGCAGUUUGGGCCUCUGGUUCGGUGGCUGAAAGUUAAUUUCAGUGAAGCUUUCAUUGCAUGGAUUCAUGUGAAAGCACUACGAGUUUUUGUUGAAUCUGUUUUAAGGUAUGGUCUGCCAGUUAAUUUCCAGGCAAUGCUGCUUCAGCCUAAUAAGAAAACAAUGAAGAAACUGAGGGAGGUUUUGUAUGACUUAUACAAGCACCUUGACAGCAGUGCAGCAGCUAUCAUUGAUGCAUCUAUGGAUAUUCCAGGCUUAAACCUCAGUCAGCAGGAGUACUACCCAUAUGUGUACUACAAGAUUGAUUGUAAUUUGCUGGAAUUCAAGUAAAAGUUCCCUAACAUGACAAUCUUCUCAGUGUUGGUGUAAACAAACAGAAGUGAGGUUGAAGUACAGUAAUACUUUUGACACUGCUAAUCAUAUGCUUGCUUCUUAUGUUAGGUGAAUUUAACACACAGUGGUCCAUCUCUAGACAUUUUCUUUUUAAAGAACAGAGUAGGUAAUCUGCUUUUAAUCAAUAAUGUCUGUAAAUGUAUAUUGAGAGAAUUGAAGUAUUUAUAAACAGAGUGAUUUAUUUAAGGAAAAGCUCAUUCCUCUUUCAUAUGGUGGUCUGUGUUAAUUCCCUUUACCAUUGUUUAUAAAAAAUGUUUACAGAAUAGUGUAAAUGUUCAUGGCCAUUUUGUUCAUUUGAUUUAGCUGGUACAAUUGUGUUAAUGUUGUUGAACUGUGAUGUAAAGUAUGUAAAAUUGGUAUGAAAUUGUGCUUUAUGAAUGGUUUAAAAUUACAAUUGAUGCACUGUAAACACAGGGGAAAAUAAACAUACCUGUGCAAAUGUGUCACUUUCUCAUACCACAUAUAACUAGAUACCUGUGUCUAAACUGAACCAGUGUAUUAAGUCUUAAAAGCAAUGCUUCAGUCAAAUAUUUUUAAGAGAUGUAGUUAUUUGUGCAGAAAUAUUCAAGUAUGUUUAGCCGUCAAACCUACAUAUGAAUAUUUUCCAGGUUUAUAACU
Molecule: messenger RNA, 2165 nt
Organism: Pezoporus occidentalis (night parrot)
Lineage: Eukaryota; Metazoa; Chordata; Aves; Psittaciformes; Psittacidae
Gene: ATP6V1C1
Product: ATPase H+ transporting V1 subunit C1
Exons: 12
Coding region: 336-1484 (382 amino acids)
Biological process (GO): proton transmembrane transport
Cellular component (GO): lysosomal membrane; vacuolar proton-transporting V-type ATPase, V1 domain
Molecular function (GO): proton-transporting ATPase activity, rotational mechanism
Source: RefSeq, a predicted model, not a curated record